Molecule: messenger RNA, 405 nt
Organism: Cooperia oncophora
Lineage: Eukaryota; Metazoa; Nematoda; Chromadorea; Rhabditida; Trichostrongylidae
Source: the annotation of a GenBank genome assembly
AUGAUAAACUCGUUUCUUUUAUUCAUAAUUGUUUCCAAAAGUCCUGGUAAUCUCUCACCAUAUCGCAUCUUUCUUGCGAAUACUGCUAUUAGUCAAGUCCUCUCUGGAGGCUUACAAAUCAUAGUGAUUUAUCUCGGACCAAGUCGUUUCCUGGGGAAGGAUGUUUGCCGUAUGUCCUAUACAGCAAUGUGUGAGUUCAAGAGAAAAUGUUAUGAUUAUCGUAGUGAAUGGAAUUUUUCAGUGCAUUUUACUCUUAACGCUUUCCUGUCGUGGAUGAUUUCGAUGGUUUAUCGAUGUGUUGUCUUACACGUGAGUGUAAUAAAAACAAGAACAGUGAUAUUGAUGUGCCUGACCGCCUAUAUGAUCCCUGUCUCGAUGAUGGUACGAUUGUCUAGUACUUUUUAA